AGAGGUGGAGAGACUAAGCCAAGGAUUUUUGCACCUUUUGUUCCAUAUUAUCGUCGUGACCUUCUGUUGCAAGGCUAGAUGAGGUAGUUCACGAAGUAGUGUGGAGCCAACUUCAUGGGAUGCAGCCAUGACAGCUGACAGGGGGCCACAGUCUUCUGCUCAGUCAAUCACAUGGAGCGUGGAAAACGAAAUUCACCUGUUUGAUGCAAUGACUGGCUACAAACCUGUUGGGGUCAACAAACAUUUCCAGAUGCUGAUGAUACUGGAGCGGUUCUGCUCGCGAGUGCGACAAGACGUGCCUGCUGCGGUCAUUUGGGAUCGGCUGAACCAGCUAUAUGACAUGACUGCUCUGGACGAGCUGGAGAAUCUGCCGUUCCCGAACAAGCAGUCGGAGUUCGGCCUCCCUGCCGACGAAUUCGACAGCCUGAUGCAGGAGAAGCUGCGCGGCGGAGAGCAGCGCGACGACGAGAGGACCCGCGACGACGGCAGACGACCCAAGACCAAGGAGGACAGGGGGGCCGGCGCCACGCGGGAGAAGCGGAAAGGCGACGCCGGAGACCAGGUGCGGCGCGCUCCGAAGCGGGCGGCGCGCGACAGCAUGGGCAAGGCGGGCAGCCCGGCCGGCACGUCGCUCCCCAAGCGGACGCGUCGCAUCUGACCGCGCCCCGCUCCGGGCGCCGGCUACACAGCGUUUUCGAGCGGUGUUUGUGGGCGGUGGCGUGUGGGACCAGUCGGGGAUGAGCACAAGCCGAUCUCGGCGCCGGCGGUCGUUGGUCGCCGGGCCUGUUUUUACCUCUUGUGCACGCCUGACGGCCCGCAGGCGGAGGCAGUGGCGGGGCCGAGCUCGGGCUGCUGGUGCCUCGUGCGGAGCCGCGAGGGCGGCAUGUGUUACUCCAUGCUCCGCGUUGUAAGGCCGUGGGAUGCGCUCUUGACUAUGUGGGUGAAGCUCGGGGUUCU
This is a messenger RNA of Pollicipes pollicipes, 957 nucleotides long. Its product is annotated as MRG/MORF4L-binding protein. The record is from RefSeq and is a predicted model, not a curated record. Gene Ontology annotation, cellular component: NuA4 histone acetyltransferase complex; nucleus. Lineage: Eukaryota; Metazoa; Arthropoda; Thecostraca; Pollicipedomorpha; Pollicipedidae. The transcript has 5 exons. Gene Ontology annotation, biological process: regulation of transcription by RNA polymerase II. Bases 128 to 658 code for a protein of 176 amino acids.